AUGGAAAACGUUCUUCUGUGGCUCUUCAGUGCAUCAGCUCUGGGGUCCGUCUGCUCUCUCCCUGUACGUCAGUACCACUUCAUCUAUGACCCAAAGAACUGGACCGAGGCGCAGAGUCACUGCAGGCAGCGCUACACGGACCUGGUCACUGUGGACAGUCUGAACAUGGUGACCAAGCUGAACGGCUUGGCAGACGUGAGCAGAAUGGGAUCCACUGCAGACGCCUGGAUCGGUCUGUACUUUGAUGUGGUCAGCUGGAGGUGGUCGCUGUCAGAUGGAGGUUUCUACCCAGCAGAUGGAAGCUACAGACUCUGGUCACCUGGUGAGCCAAACAGCGCCUGGUACACAGCAGACUGCGCCCACAUGUAUGAUAAUGGAUACUGGAACGAUGCUCCCUGCCAGUGGCUUUAUGGAUUCAUCUGUGCCAACACCAGUGGACAGACAGCAGCAUUUUUCUACAUCAACACAUUAAUGAACUGGACCGAUGCUCAGAGCUACUGCAGGCUGCACUACACAGACCUGGCCAGCGUCAGGAGCCUGCAGGAGAACGAGCAGAUAAGGGCCGCGAGGCCUGCAGGUCUCAUUGUCUGGAUCGGCCUCUACAAAGACACCUGGAAGUGGUCCAACGGAAACCUGUUCCUGUUUUCCUACUGGGCAUCAGGACAGCCUGACGGCGGGUUGAACAACUGCACCGCGGCAGACUACAGCCUCUCUGGUCGCUGGGAGGACUGGCCGUGUGGCUUAGAGAAGGCCUUCAUCUGCUACCAUGAUGCUGAACCUUUCACACGUCACACAGUGAAGGUGAAGCUGGUGGGAAACUCGGCUCUGGAUCUGAACGACCCUGCAGUCCUGGAAAACCUGCUGAAGGAGCUCCAGCAGAAGCUGCAGGACCAGGCAGUGAAAACUGAGAUCAGACUGAGCUGGAAGAACCAGCCUGAUGGGAAGAUCUUCUACAGAGGGAAGCAAAAUUAACCCAAAGUUUCUCCAGAUGAGAAACUUGAAUUUUAUUUUAACUGCAAGAGGCAGAAGUAAAACAUAGAAAUCAUAUAGUCUGAAGGUUUAGAGGUGAAAUUUUGUUUUAGCAGCUGUAGUUAAAAGGCAUUUUUUUAUUAUAAAUUACUUUAAAGCAGAUUUGGGUUCACCAGUUUGUUUUUGAGUUAAAAUCGCUGGUUUAUCUACUAUGAAAUUAAAAAUAAAGUCUUAAAAUAUUAAAACUUUGUAUUAGACCUAACAGUUUACAUCAUAGUAAGAUGUUAAUCUCUCCCAUCACAUUGCCCUAACAAUUAUAACUCCUUAUUUUUGUUAUUUUUAUUUCUUUAUUCUCUUUUUUCCUGUUUUCCUCUUUCUUUUUAUUUUUUCUCUUUUGCUUUCUUUGUUUUUUCUAACUCUUUCUCUGCCAACACUGAUAUGUUCUGCACUUUUAAAUAAAACAUCUUUAAACAUCAUAACGAUAACCUUAAACUAAAUAUUUUUUGUCAAACACAAUAUUUCUGUCAUUUUUUGUUUAUGAACAGAAACUUAAUUCAUAGUUCAAUCUAAACGGGGACAGCUCCCUCUGCUGGACUGUAGUUAAUCUGCACCACAUGUAAACUAGUUGCAGGCACAUUGAUGCAAUAAACGUGUGAUGACUUCAAAGUGUUUUUGAUGGAAAAGUAAA
Messenger RNA from Gambusia affinis (western mosquitofish), 1657 nucleotides. RefSeq names its product macrophage mannose receptor 1-like. The coding region runs from base 1 to 972 and encodes 323 amino acids. The record is from RefSeq and is a predicted model, not a curated record. Lineage: Eukaryota; Metazoa; Chordata; Actinopteri; Cyprinodontiformes; Poeciliidae. The transcript has 6 exons.